AGUGCAAUGGCUCCUCUCCCAUCUCUCGUGUUUGUUGCGUUCUCUGCUUCCUUCGAAGGCCUUCGCCUCGGCGAUCCCUCUCCCCGAUUCCGUUUGCCCCCGAGUGCAAUUGCGGAUUCGGAUCCCAUGCUCCCCUCUUGUUGAGCCUUCGGUGGAACUUUGCGGUGUGUGAUUUGGUGCUCCGUGACUCUGGUGGUGCGGAUAGUGUUAUUUGGUAUGGUUCCACGGUUUCGUCCUUUUUCGUUACACAGGGGUGGUUCCUGUGGAUUGUUGCAUUUUACUGCUUCGGAUGCUGCAUUUUCCAACGGUUUGCUGUUGUUGGGUGGAAUGCUAAGUAGCCUCGUCUUAGCAUGGUUUUUGUAGCUUGAUGUUGUUGGUGAUCGAUUGGUGAGAAACGAGUUUCUUUUUAAAAGGCUGAACGUGUCCACUUAUUUUCAAUCAAAAUGGCCUCCAACGGAAACGGAAACGCGUCACAUGAUUUCGAAUUUGCGAGCUCUCACGUCCCCAACGGUCUUUCUAAAAUCAACACUAAACCUGGAGAGCCAGACAUGUGCAAAGAUGACACUUCGUCGACGGUAAAGGUGUCAAACCUUGAACAGCUGCACGCAUUGCAGAAGAAGAAAGCGUCUGCUCCGACUACGCCACGCAACGCUACAAACCCAUCUACACCCAAGAACUUGACUCCUCGUGCCUACUUAUCAGAGGAAGAACGUCAGAAGCAGCAGAUGCAGUCUGUUAGUGCAUCCUUGGCUUCUCUGACUCGUCAAAGCGGUCCUCAAGUUAUCAAGGGCGAACCAGGCAGAAAGAAAUCUCCUCCCAAGACUGUGACUGCUCCCAGGCUGGACAUUAGUGACAGCGCUCUGAAGUUCACACACGUCCUCUACAACCUGUCUCCUUCUGAGUUGUACGAGCAAGCUAUUAAGUUCGAGAAGGGCUCAUUCAUUACCUCGAGUGGAGCUCUUGCUACACUUUCUGGAGCUAAGACUGGGCGAUCUCCCAAGGACAAACGUGUGGUGAAAGAAGAGACAUCCAAGGAUGACUUGUGGUGGGGAAGGGGUUCUCCAAAUAUCGAAAUGGACGAGGAGACAUUCUUGGUCAAUCGUGAGAGGGCAGUUGACUACCUGAACUCAUUGGAGAAGGUUUUUGUAAAUGACCAGUUCCUGAACUGGGACCCUCAGAACCGAAUUAAAGUCCGGAUCAUAUCAGCCCGUGCUUAUCAUUCGCUUUUUAUGCACAAUAUGUGCAUUCGCCCUACACCUGAGGAGCUCGAAGACUUUGGAACUCCUGAUUUUACAAUUUACAAUGCCGGACAAUUUCCUUGCAACCGUUACACCCACUACAUGUCGUCGUCAACUAGCAUAGAUCUGAACCUGAAACGCAAAGAGAUGGUGAUUUUGGGGACACAAUAUGCCGGAGAGAUGAAGAAGGGACUUUUCAGUCUUAUGCACUACUUGAUGCCCAAAAGAGGCAUUUUGUCGUUGCAUUCUGGUUGCAACAUGGGAAAGGAAGGGGAUGUGGCAUUAUUUUUUGGAUUAUCAGGCUGGUAUGAUAUGUUUGUCGCAGGUACUGGGAAGACGACUCUGUCAACUGAUCCUAACCGGCAGCUUAUUGGUGAUGAUGAGCAUUGCUGGAGUGACAACGGAGUUUCAAAUAUUGAGGGAGGAUGCUAUGCAAAAUGCAUCGAUCUUUCUAAAGAAAAGGAGCCGGAAAUCUGGAAUGCAAUCAAGUUUGGAACCGUGCUAGAAAAUGUGGUCUUUGAGGAGCACUACAGGGAGGUUGAUUACACCGAUAAAUCUGUGACCGAGAACACAAGGGCCGCAUACCCUAUUGAGUACAUUCCCAACGUCAGGUUACCAUGCGUUGGACCUCAUCCAAAGAACAUCAUCUUGCUUUCGUGUGAUGCUUUUGGUGUCUUACCACCUGUGAGCAAAUUGACACAUGCUCAAACCAUGUAUCACUUCAUCAGUGGCUACACUGCCUUGGUUGCAGGAACUGUGGAGGGCGUGAAAGAGCCUACGGCCACAUUCUCAGCAUGCUUUGGAGCUGCUUUCAUUAUGCUGCACCCCACUAAGUAUGCCACCAUGUUAGCGGAGAAGAUGCAGCGACAUGGAGCUACUGCAUGGUUGGUCAACACCGGCUGGUCCGGCGGCAGCUAUGGUGUCGGAUCAAGAAUGAAACUCGCAUAUACGAGGAAGAUCAUUAAUGCUAUUCAUGACGGGUCAUUGUUGGGCGCUAAUUAUGCGCAAACUCCAAUUUUCAACCUGGCUGUGCCAACUGCGGUCAACGGGGUUCCAAGUGAAAUCUUGCAGCCACAGAAUGCGUGGUCAGACAAGACGCAAUACGAUGCUACUCUGAAAAAGCUCGCAGGUCUUUUUCAGAAGAAUUUUGAGAUUUAUGCUGAUUACCAAGUUGGUGGAAACAGCCAGCUUACGCAGCAGAUUCUUGCAGCUGGGCCUGUUUUACAGUAGAGACGAGACCGCUGUAUGUGUGGAAUGAUUUGGAGAUCAGACGGAAGUCUGUGAAUCCUCAUGUAGGGGAUUUUUCUCCACCGGCAGAGGUUUGGAUACAGUUCAAGGUGGAUGAUUAACAUCUAGAAUAGAUAAGUUAAGGUGGAUUAAGCCCUUCUGGGGAUAUAUUUUUUACUACUGAGGUUCGGUAGCAAUUUUUCAUUGAGACUCUGUCUAUAGUCCACUCCUGUGUAUUAUGUGAUCUCUUGGUCUAAUAAGACGACUGCAACACUUCAGUAUGACAUUCUUUGGA
Messenger RNA from Physcomitrium patens, 2760 nucleotides. The record is from RefSeq and is a predicted model, not a curated record. Lineage: Eukaryota; Viridiplantae; Streptophyta; Bryopsida; Funariales; Funariaceae.